AUGGCUGACACGACUUAUAGUCGUGUAUGGCGUAUGCUCUUGAUUUUAUUGAUGUUUGAAGCUAUUUUUAACGAGUUAUCUUAUGCGAAGCUCUAUAACGAUAACAGUAAAGUGCGAUCGAAUGGUUUGGUGAUGAAUGUGCAUUUAAACAACGAAAUUAGACUGAAGUCAUUCGCCUGGAGGCAAACGUGCAAGAAAGUCAAAGUCAAAUAUAUGGGCUCAGCAUUUACAUCAGGGAAGCAAUUGCUUCGUCUCACGAAUUUUGCUUUGGCUGCGCUUAUUUUACAACGCUCUGGCGAUGUUGCUUUAUUACUGAAUCCUGGCCCCAUAUCUACUCAGUUGCCAAAGAAACACCUUCACCUUGGUCAAGUAAACGUUAAUGGUCUUAGGAACAAGACAAUGGAGAUUAAAGAUUUGUUGAACGACACUGGAAUUCAUCUCCUCGCUCUCACUGAAACGAAGUUGGACAACCUAAUUCUUGACGGUUCUGUGGCUAUUGAGGGCUAUCAGUUUUUAAAAAGGAAUAGAAAUGGACAUGGGGGAGGAAUUGGCUUAUAUUCUAAAGACUGUUUAGUCUGUAAAGUAAGGAAUGACCUAUGCUCGCCGUAUAUUGAAGAUCUCUGGGUUGAAAUUUGCAGACCAAAAGCGCCCAAGAUGUUGUUAGGAAUAUUUUACUGCCCCCCAAGCGCUAAUAAAGACUAUAUGACUCAUGUGUAUGACUCUUGGGAUAGGGCCACGGACGAAAAUUAUGAAACAUACGUAUUAGGUGAUUUUAACAAAAAUUUGUUUAACCAGGAAGACUCAGCGCUCUUAAGAUCGUACGCUGACAUUUGUGGUCUAACUCAAACUGUAUCCGAAGCGACAAGAACAGUAAAUACUGCUCGUUCUACAACAACAACAUGCCUUGAUCUUAUAUUCACCAAUAAUCCUGAACAAAAUAUGUCUCAUUGUAAAGUUAUUUCUGUAGGUUUUACCGAUCACGAUCUUACGGUAUUGUCGAUAAAGUCUAAAAUUCCCAAAGGACCUUCGAAAGUGGUUUACAAACGCAGUUAUAAGCAUUUUUCUGCAGAGAAAUUUAUUAAUGACUUGAAACUUAUUCCGUUCUGGUUGGUUGAAUCGUCGGAUGACCCUAAUGAGGCACUUGAUACAUUUCUUAAUCUGUUCAGAGAUAUUGCGGACAUUCAUGCCCCUAUUAGGAAAUAUACAGUUAAAUCAAAGCCACCUCCUUGGAUAACUCAAAAUAUUCGCGACUUAAUGUUGAUGAGAGAUGCAGCAAAACGUGAGGCGAAGGUCUCUGGUUUUCCUUCUGACUGGGCGGUUUAUAGGAAAUUGAGAAACCAUGUCGUUAAGGUCAACAGAGAAAGCAAAAGAGCAUGUUUUCUUGAAGCUAUUAAUAAUACCAAAAAAGAUCCAAAGUCAAUGUGGAAAACAAUAAACAAUCUGUUAGGACGCUCAAAUUGUCCAAUACCAACUUAUGCAGAGAGUAAUGGUGAAAUUUACACAAAACCUAAAGAUAUUGCCAAUCAUUUCGCAAAGUUCUUUAAUGAAAAAAUAAGGAAAUAUAGAUUUGAGAUGUCCAACCCGAUAGAUACGGAGUAUGUAACUAAAUCAAUUACCGAAAUAAUGACUGGAAAAAACUGUCGGUUUGAGUUCUCAUCUUUAAGUCUUUUAGAAGUUCACAGCUGCCUUGCUAAGCUUCCAGAUACUAAAGUGACAGGCGUAGACGGCAUUGAUAAUUUUUUACUUAGAAUUGCGUCGAAUAUCAUAGCGGAACCUAUUAGAUACAUUUUUAACUGUUCAUAUGCGAAGUCAAUAUUUCCUGAUCAAUGGAAAGUAGCUAAACUACACCCGAUUCCCAAAGAUAAGAAACAGCCUUUUGAAGAUAUAAAUAGUCGACCCAUCAGUCUUCUAAAUGUAUUAAGUAAACUGCACGAAAAAUUUGCGCAUAAACAAAUCUGUCACUAUGUCUCCGAACAUAACUUAAUGCUCAAGAAUCAACAUGCAUAUAGAAUCAAUCAUAGCACUGAAUCUGCACUUUUACAUCUGACUGACAGUUGCCUUGACAACAUGGAGAAUGGUAUGCUUACUGGUGCUGCUUUGUUGGAUUUUUGGUAUGCUUACUGGUGCUGCUUUGUUGGACUUUUCAGCUGCUUUCGACCUGAUUGAUCAUAAUUUCUGCUUCUGAAAUUGAAAUGUUAUAACUUUUCAGAUAAUGCGAUUAACUGGAUCAAGUCGUAUUUAAGUGGGAGAACCUCAACCGUAUAUAUCAAUGGUGCUUUUUCUAAUCCGAUUGAGAUGACUUGUGGGGUGCCACAGGGUAGUUGUCUUGGCCCACUGCUCUUCAGUUUGUUUGUUAAUGAUUUACCAACAGUCUUAACUACAGCUGAUAUCACCUUGUACGCCGAUGAUAGCACUCCGUUCCAAUCUGGACAUAACGCCAGACUCAUAUCAGAUAAACUUCAACUUGACUUAUCUAAAGUUGAAUUAUGGGUCUCGAAGAAUCGUCUUGUUCUUAAUGCUGAUAAAACAAAUAGUAUCCUUAUUGGAAGUCGGCAGAAGAUUAAAUCAGCUCCAUCGCUUAACUUAUCCAUUAAAGAUAAAAUCAUUGAACAACGUCCAUGUGUAAAACUCCUUGGCGUCCAGGUUGACGAGAACUUAAGUUGGAAGCAGCAUUGUGAAGAUCUACUUAAAGAUUGUUCCAAAGCUCUUGGCUUACUGUUCAAGUUCAGCAGAUAUAUUCCAUCAAAAGUUUUAAAGAUUAUCGCUGAGGCACUCAUACUGUCAAAAUUGAACUAUUGUUGUACGGUUUGGGGAUCUGCGCAAAAUCAAGAGUCGAUUAAUAAUUUACAAAAACUUCAGAACAAGGCCGCCAGAUUGAUCCUAGGAUAUAAGGUUGAUGAAAUAUCUAGGGAAAAUCUCCAUGAUGAAAUAGGUUGGUUAACAGUGAGACAACUAGGAUUCAUGUCAGAACCUUAA
Molecule: messenger RNA, 2976 nt
Organism: Paramuricea clavata
Lineage: Eukaryota; Metazoa; Cnidaria; Anthozoa; Malacalcyonacea; Plexauridae
Source: the annotation of a GenBank genome assembly